Molecule: messenger RNA, 7089 nt
Organism: Eleginops maclovinus (Patagonian blennie)
Lineage: Eukaryota; Metazoa; Chordata; Actinopteri; Perciformes; Eleginopidae
Gene: rtn3
Product: reticulon 3
Exons: 9
Coding region: 227-4009 (1260 amino acids)
Cellular component (GO): endoplasmic reticulum membrane
Source: RefSeq, a predicted model, not a curated record
CGACAUGUUUUUUCCCCUCCUCCAUAGUCCUCCUUGUUUCCCUCCAUCUCUGCUGAUCUGUCAGUGCUCGGACGUUGCGUUAAGGUGCAGACCUGAGUCCCGCUCUUUGGGAAAUUUAAGGAAAGUCUGACACAAUAUACGUCUUCAAAGGACAGUAUACGGCAUUCAAUAUCGAGACGACAGACAUUUCACCUCAGUUGUGCAGUUGCUUUGAAACUACAGUAAAAUGGAUCCAAUGACUCAGUCCGCCCAGAUAUCAUCGUCGCAAGGGAUUGCCGAUGGACAAAAUGCUGCUGCCAAAGAAUCAAAGCUAUCUGAUUCCUUUCUUUCCUCUUCGCCUGUAUCUCUCAUUCAGUCUCCUCAAGACAAAAGAGUGGUCCUGGGCUCCGACAAGCCAUGCGAAGGUGUCGCGACAUCCCUUCGUUUUCCUUCCCAACAUGGCUCAUUCACCCCUAGUAAUUACGGGAGCGAAGCAGGGCCGCCAGAUGGACAACCAGAUUCACCGAUAAAGACCUCUCCUGUUUCGGAGCGAAUAAAGGCACUUGAAGCUCUGGCUGCCAAAAAGAAGGAACCAGAUUUUAGAAGUGACGGCGGUUUUUCUCAUUUCAGAGACCGCAACCAUGAAAAAUCUCCCACUGAGACACCCAAAUCUCCCACUGAGACACCCAAAUCUCCCACUGAGACACCCAAAUCUCCCACUGAGACCCAAAAAUCUCCAAAUGAGAUCAAAAAAUCUCCCACUGAGACCCAAAAAUUCUCCACUGAGACCUCCAAAUUUUUUACUGAAACACCAAAAUUCGCUACUGAGACGCCCAAAUCUCCUACUGAGACGCCCAAAUCUCCUACUGAGAGACCCAAAUCUCCUACUGAAAUGCCCAAAUCUCCUACUGAGACACCAAAAUCUCCUACUGAGACCCCCAAAUCUGCCACUGAGAAACCCAGAUCGCCCUCUGAGACACCCAAAUCUCCUAAUGAGACGCAAAGAUUCUCCACUAAGACCUCCACAUUUUUCACUGAAAAGCCGCAAUUCUCCACCGAGACCCCCAAAUCUCCGAAUGAGACUCAUAAAUCUCCCACUGAGACCCAAAAAUCUCCUUUUGAGACUCCUCAAUUUCCCACUGAGACCCCAGCAUUUCCCACUGAGACUGAGAAAACUACGUCAACUGUGCAGAAAAGAGGAGGUUCUACUGAUAAAGAGUCACCAGAAUCUCCCUUUGAAGUGCUUGGAGAUUUAAGACAAGUGAAUGAAUUUGAAGAAACAGAAGAGUGGAUGAAGGCUCAUUUACCUCCUGUGCCAGACUAUGAUGCUGUAGAUCUAACUAAAAGCACCCUGACUUCAGACAUUGUGACGUUGAAGGCGAAGAAGGAAACUGACAUAGUUAUACCCGAUGCUCCUGCUCCCUUUGCUGGAGUUCCUGAUGCUUUCAUGGAUUCUCCUGCUGAAGCUUCAAAGCUGAAGAAUGAUUCCAGUGAUGCACUGAAGCAGUCGUGUGUUGAGGAGGACUCUGAAUUUGAUCUAAGCUAUUUGCCAACAGCCUAUAUGUGGGAUCAACAGGAAAAACCAGGUGCCCAGGCUCCAUCAAAACUUGAUUCAGGCCCAGCUCCAUCUGCCCCUCCUGCAGGCUUUGACUCCUCGUCUCCCCAUGUCCCUCCACCAGUUGGCAUGGAUGCUAAAAAUGUUUUGGAUGACAAGAAGAACAUGUGGACCGGAGAUCUUGAGCCCCCAGAGGCAAGCGAAGCCGAAAGCUCAGGUGAUUCUGACGACACAGUCAUUGAAGAUGGUGUCUCUGUUCCUGCUACUGUUCCUCCUUCAUCUUCUCCUCAAGCAGGUUCAAAUGAUCCUAGCCCUGCUGCAGCAGCCACAAAUCUUCCCACUGACGAAACGGUGAUUCCACCAAAGUCUGAGAGGAAGCUAAUGCAGGUGCCAACAAUAAAUGUUAUAGAGACUGACGAGCCCAAUUACAGUGAUGAGGAGAUGGAGAUGGAGAUGGAAAUGGAGCUUGAAGCGGAGGAAGAUGAGGACUCUGAGGCUGUAAAAGAACAAGCUAAAGAGGCUCCAAAGACCCCUGAGCCAGAGGAUAGUAACCGUGAACUGCCCAAAACACGUCCCUUAGAAACCGAAUUCAUGGAAGGUUACUCCCCCCCGUCCUCACCUGUCGACUCUGAUGCGGAAUACUCUCCUAAACACAACGUAAUCAAACCUCUUCCUGAACCAGAACAUCAUGAGUCUGCAUCAAAACCUGAGGCCCAACCCAAUCCAGCACAAACUGAAAAAUCACAGACUACUUCCAAUAAAGAAGUUGAUGAAAACCCGUUCAAAGUCACAAAGGAAGAAGUGGACUUCCCAGACAAUGAUGACGAGUGGUCAGAUGAAGCACAAAAUAUCAUGGUCAAACCUGGCAAGACUGAUGUGGCGUACAUGGAAACAUCCUACAACCUAUGCAAGGCGGAUGAAAAGAGCAACACAACUGAAAAAGAGGCUCAUAUGGAAAUGGCUUCACUAUCUAAAACCAGCUUCAUGCAAGAUGAUAUAUAUGACCGACAAUCAUUUGAUUAUGAUUAUGACGCAUCCUCUACCUUGGAUGAUAUUGAUGAUAAAGGGUUGAGUGUUAAGGAGCGGUUUCUUUCGGAUCCUUCUCAAAUCAACAAUGAACCACUGAAUUCAAGCGGUCCAAUUCUGGACAAUUUCACUUCAGUGAAUGAUGAUGAAGCCUUCCCCAAGCUAGUUGAUGAGCAAUGUCAAAGAGAAUAUCCCCAAGACCCAUAUUCCUCUUUCCAAAGUGAGACACAUAGCAAGAUGAAUGAUGAUGAAGAUUUCGAUAAGAAAACGACCCCUGACAUUGUUACAGAUAACAUAGAAAAUGGCAACUACCUCCCAGCACAGAAGAUUGGAUCAAAGAUCCUGCAGGACCCUGAAGCAAGUCAACAGGCUUUUGAGACGACAAGCAACCCAGAAAGUAAUGACUCUGACAGCUCAGUUUCUGAACCUACAGACAGCUUUGUGGAGUUCAUGCGGGAGUGCCUGAAAUCAAGACAGGAUGAUGCACAACAGGACGACACGCCCAAAAAUGUACCUUCUGAGGACAAGUUCUGCAAAGCUGGCUUGCGUCCUAAUCAGUCCCCUCCAGCCAUGGUGAUGGAUCUUGAACAAGAACAGCUUACUAUCACUGCUCUCAAGGAGCUGGGCAGCAGUCAAGAAGAGGAAGAGGAUGUGGCAUCUCUACAGUCAAAGGUUCCUGACCGUGGCAAAGCUAACCCCAAUGCUGCAUCCAUACAACAGUCUUCCUUUUCCGCCGUUCCUAAUCCUUCAUGUUCCCAAAGCAACCGUGUGUUUGACAGCACGUAUUCCAAAGAGGUAGAAGCCAUCGACGAAUGGGUGGCUGAAGCCUAUCAUCUUGCUGAGCAUGUCGUGACAGCAAUACUAACCCACUUAUCAGUGAAGGAUCUGAUCCACUGGCGAGACCCCAAGAAGUCGGGCGUGGUGUUCGGGCUGUCCCUGCUGAUGCUGCUGUCGCUGGCAGCCUUCAGCGUCAUCAGCGUGGCGUCCUACCUGCUGCUGGCCCUGCUCUGCGUCACCAUCACCUUCCGCAUCUACAAGUCUGUGGUGCAGGCCGUGCAGAAGUCCAGCGACGGACACCCCUUCAAAACACUGAUAGAUAAGGAUGUCAGCAUCCCCCCUGAGACCUUCCGCAAGCACGUGGACGUCAGUCUGACCUACAUCAACCGAGCCCUGAAGCAGAUGAGCCGCCUCUUCCUGGUCGAGGACCUUGUGGACUCCCUAAAGCUGGCUGUGGUCAUGUGGCUGUUCACCUACGUAGGAGCCGUCUUCAACGGAAUCACCAUCCUCAUCCUGGCUGACAUCCUCCUCUUCGCUGUGCCUCCCGUCUACGAGAAGAACAAGACCAAGAUUGAUCAGUACAUCGACCUGGUUCGCACUCAAGUCAACACCACGAUGGCCAAGUUGCAAGAGAAGCUUCCGGGAGCUGUGAAGCGCAGCAAAACUGAAUGAUCAACCCACCAAUUAGAAACUUCCAUGUCACCAUCAUCCUCAUCCUCAACAUCAUCUUAGACCCCCCCCCUCCUCCCUGUACCACCUCCUACCCCCUUGCCAGAUAACCCCGCCCCCAGUCUAACUCCUCCACCAUCUACCAUCACCCCCCCUACUACACUGAACCUUGCUAAGUAGAAAAUCUCUCUGAGCUACUCGAUAUUCAAUGUAAAACUACUGCGCAGCUUAACUUGCAAGCAUUAAAAAGAACUGUGCCUGUGCAGACAGAAAGCGAGGAAGUGAUGUAGCGCCCGGUGGGACCCCCCCCACCCAUCUGUGGGCAAUGUGGGGUCGAGUGAACUAGACUGAAUCUAUGACCUGGUUUUGUCGUGUACAGCGAGCAGGGGGAGGAUGAUGGCUGUCUACGUCACAAAAUAGCAAAUGUCUGUACUUUGAACCCCACACAUUUCCCUAAAGGUUAAUGGAUCAUUCAAGAUGGAAAAGUUAAGAAAAUGUAAAAAAAAAAAAUGGAAUAAACCAAUAUUUUGGGUGUAAUUGUGGAUAGUCGUACCCUGCUCUCUUGCUCUACAGAUGUUAUGUGGAUAGAUAAGAGUUCAUUUAGAGGCUGGUAAUGGGUUAGCUGAUCGGCUUGUUAUGAGUUAUUCACCUUACAGGCUCUUGUGUUUGUACGUUUCUGCAAUGCACUGAAUUUUUAUUUUUUAAACCCAUGAGCAGGUCGAAAUAAAAGGAUUGGAACACUGAGCCAGCUGUGAUAAUUUGGUCUAGUUCACCCUCUUGAUCAGAUGCAUUUCCUGAACAGUUUUCUGUAUGUAUAUACACCUGAAGACAGGCUCUGCUGUAUGGAACACAUUAGCCUCGCUUUUUAUAUCAAAUAAAGUUCCCUCACUUGCAGCAGUCCUAACUUCUGUUCUCGCACCGGUUAAACCCACAGUGUCGAGGUCUCACAUUCGCUUCUAAAUUUUUAUUAAUCUUAUUACUAUUAUUAAUAUUAAUUAUAGGACGGCUGCUUUUGACUCUCUUGUAGCUUGACAACAGCAUUGUAGAGUUAUGUUAAGUGUCAUUGAGCUUCAUCAUUUUUAAAUGGAGGUUUUCCUGAGGCCUCCAGAGUAAUGAUUCCUGAUUGUUGGAUAAGUUAAGAGACACCUCCGACGUGUGAACACACCCGUACAUCUCAAAAAAGCUUCUCUAGCUACUGGGGUUUUAAAGUCUAUGGAGUACAAAAUGUGCCAUCAAGAUAUUGACUUUUACAGUGAUUCAUCAAAAGAUCCAAUAUAUACCAGAGCUUUUAAAGACGAAUAACAACUUCCACGCCUAAUUCAACUAAAAUAAUUGAAUACCGUUCAGGAAUAAAAAUUCAUUUUAAAACUGGAUUUGUAAAAGCAUCAAUUAUUUGCCAUUUUAUAAUUCAGCACUGUUAAUAUCUGCCAACUAUUAUUUUGGCACAUUUUACCCUCCAUACGAAACCUUAGCAGUGACCCAAGAGGACACUCGGAGAGCAGGGGUUUGUGUAACUAAAUGAGGGGGUGCAAAUAAGAGUGUAGCUGGGACUUAAGGACUCGGUUUUGGUUUGGCGUGAUUAUUAUAGAGCUCUGUUUGUCACUGUGUUCUUUUUCUUUUGACUGCCAUGAAGCGCAUGUCAUAGUGUAAGCUGGAAACAGAUUCUCACCCUUAUAUAGGCUGUAUCAUAUUCUUGACCCUGACUUUUGUUUAAUAUGAUUAUCACUUGUGACUGUUUCAAUGGUGUUUUUGAACUCAGUAAAAACCAUAGUCCUAUGUUAGCACUACUGCUCUUCAUAUUGUUUUGAGGGAUGAAUAUAUAGAAGGAAAUUACCAGUAUGUUCCUGUUGCUGUCCGUUUCAUUGCUCCCUAAAAUAGGUUUGCACGGAGUAACUGUCCCCUGAAUACUGAAUAGCCAACUGCCUCUCAAUGCAGUACCAUCUACUGCCUGCCUGUGUACUGAAUGUUUUCUCUGGAACAUUCACACCCCAGCAUGCCCUCCACUGUGCGUCGUCCUGCUGUGAUUGCCUCACAGAUGUCUCCGUUGACCUCUCGUGCAUGCAGUCUCAUUUAGACUCCGGUUGUUAGAGCCAAAAUAUGCAACGUUUCUGUCGGAGAUGCUAGCUGUUAGCCCCCCCAUCCCCUCACUUGGGCAGGUUACAGCCCUGGUGCUGUAAACUAGCCCAAGGCUAGGCUAAGCAGCAUCUGUAAAUGUGCUGAAGAAGCAGACAGCGAGAGAUGAGGACUGACACUGAUGAUGUUAAUAUGCAUCCUGUUAAUUUAUUUGAUCGUGUAGAAGUUGCAUAUUGUAGCUUUAAGUUGUUAUUUUCAUCUAAAAGCUGCUGAAUUUGUAUUAGAAUUACUUUGAUUCAGUUUAUUUAAAGGAGCAGUAUAACCAAAUUACGAAAAUUAAAUCACUGCAGCUCACCCAGAAUUAGCAGUAUUGCUUCUCAAAGUUCCAAGGAAAAAUGUUCACAGUGAGCAGCAAAUUCCAUUAACGUGCUGUGGUGGCAAAAACCUCAAGGUCACUGAAUAAAAUCUUUUGGUUGGACUGUUCCUUUAAAUGUUGAACCAGCUUCCUGUCUGUGUGACACCAGAAGUGCGGCGCUAUGAGAGGUUAAGCUUUCCGUAUGCACCUUUAACUGUAGUUCAGGAGACGCCAUGUCACCUGUGUUAGUGCGCUACCAAGGCUAACAGAUCACACCUUUAAGACUCAUAGUUGGCUUAUUUCUUUAGAGUGUAAUAUAUAUAACAUGAAUAAAAGUUGUUGCCUCACAGCAUGUUGCUUUUCUCCUCUUCCUGUUUGUCCCCGUGUUUUCAUCAGGUAUGGGCGUGUGUGGCAGGAGUGUGUUUGACUUUUUUCGUCUCUGGAGAGUCUUGUUUUGCUUCUGACUCUGUACUGGUUUCUAGACAAUGUUCACUAACAUCAGCUAUGUUUUGUAUUAGCUAUGACUUUGGUUCCGAUUUUUUGAAGCUUUGGGAAAGAUGUUGCAGGAAUAAAAAGAAGAAAACUGUUUAAAAAAAAAAAGUUUGUGGUCUCUGUACUGAUGUCAAAGUGAAAUUAAUAAAAACACGUCAAAGGA